Messenger RNA from Dama dama (fallow deer), 1203 nucleotides. Its product is annotated as SEC14-like protein 3. Bases 1 to 1203 code for a protein of 400 amino acids. Gene Ontology annotation, cellular component: cytoplasm; nuclear speck. The transcript has 12 exons. The record is from RefSeq and is a predicted model, not a curated record. NCBI's taxonomy places the organism in Eukaryota, Metazoa, Chordata, Mammalia, Artiodactyla, Cervidae.
AUGAGCGGCCGAGUGGGAGACCUGAGUCCCAAGCAGGCAGAGACCCUGGCCAAGUUCCGAGAAAAUGUCCAGGACGUGUUGCCCGCCCUGCCCAACCCGGAUGACUAUUUCCUUCUGCGCUGGCUCCGAGCUCGGAAUUUUGACCUUCAGAAAUCAGAGGCCAUGCUCCGCAAGUACAUGGAGUUCCGGAAGACCAUGGACAUUGACCACAUACUUGAAUGGCAGCCCCCUGAGGUGAUCCAGAAGUACAUGCCUGGGGGCCUGUGCGGCUAUGACCGAGACGGCUGCCCCGUGUGGUACGACAUCAUCGGGCCGCUGGACCCCAAGGGCCUGCUCUUCUCGGUCACCAAGCAGGACCUGCUCAAGACCAAGAUGAGGGACUGUGAGCGCAUCCUGCAUGAGUGUGACCUCCAGACGGAGCGGCUGGGGAGGAAGAUUGAGACCAUUGUGAUGAUAUUCGACUGCGAGGGGCUGGGGCUGAAGCACUUCUGGAAACCCCUGGUAGAAGUGUACCAGGAGUUCUUCAGCCUCCUUGAAGAGAAUUACCCAGAGACCCUGAAGUUCAUGCUCAUUGUGAAAGCUACAAAACUGUUCCCUGUGGGAUACAACCUCAUGAAGCCCUUCUUGAGUGAGGACACUCGCAGGAAAAUUGUAGUGUUGGGAAGCAACUGGAAGGAAGGAUUGCUAAAACUCAUUAGUCCUGAGCAACUGCCUGCCCAGUUUGGGGGGACCCUGACCGACCCAGAUGGGAACCCCAAAUGUUUAACCAAGAUCAACUACGGCGGGGAGAUCCCCAAGUCCAUGUACGUGCGGGACCAGGUGAAGACUCAGUACGAGCACUCGGCGCAGAUCAGCCGCGGCUCCUCCCACCAGGUGGAAUACGAGAUCCUGUUCCCAGGCUGUGUCCUCAGGUGGCAGUUCGCGUCGGAUGGGGGUGACAUCGGCUUCGGGGUUUUCCUGAAGACCAAGAUGGGGGAGCGGCAGCGGGCCGCAGAGAUGACGGAGGUGCUGGCCAGCCAGCGCUACAACGCCCACAUGGUGCCCGAGGAUGGGAGCCUCACCUGCCUGGAAGCCGGCGUCUACGUCCUGCGCUUUGACAACACCUAUAGCUUUGUCCACGCCAAGAAGGUCAGCUUCACAGUGGAGGUGCUGCUCCCGGAUGAGGGCAUGCAGAAAUACGACAAAGAGCUCACCCCUGACUAG